GCAUACCAAUGGCCUUGGGUUCGCCGCUGGAUCUCGACAUAUUCAUUGUUAAAGCGUGACACAAGCGUAACGUUUCAAAUGCAACCACCUAUCAAUAAAUCUCCAGGCAGAGUCACAGAUUGAAAAUCGAAACCCAUCAAACCCAAUUUCCCCCGGGGUCUCGCUCGCUCAGAUAGGACUGUAAAAAUGGCUGCGGAAUUGAGCAACAAGCAGGUGAUACUGAAGGACUAUGUCUCUGGUUUUCCUAAAGAAUCAGACUUGCCCUUCACAACUGGUUCUAAACAGCUGAAUGUACCACAAGGCUCCACUGGAGUUUUUGUCAAGAAUCUGUUCCUCUCUUGCGACCCUUACAUGAGAGGCCGAAUGUCCCCGAAGCGCCCUGGCGCUUAUUCUGACUCCUUCAUUCCCGGUUCGCCUAUUACUGGAUAUGGAGUAGCUAGAGUUUUGGAUUCAGGGCAUCCUGAUUUCAAGAAAGGCGACUUGGUUUGGGGAUUAACCGGAUGGGAAGAGUACAGUCUCAUUACUGCAACACAGGGUUUGUUUAAAGUCCAUGACACAGAUGUCCCCCUUUCUUACUAUACUGGAAUUCUCGGUAUGCCUGGUAUGACUGCUUAUGCUGGUUUUUAUGAGGUUUGCUCUCCUAAGAAAGGAGAGUAUGUCUUUGUUUCGGCGGCCUCUGGUGCAGUUGGUCAGCUUGUUGGGCAGUUUGCUAAGUUAUCUGGUUGCUAUGUUGUUGGAAGUGCUGGGAGCAAUGAAAAGGUUGAUUUGUUGAAGAAUAAGUUUGGUUUUGAUGAGGCUUUCAACUAUAAAGAAGAGCAAGACUUAGAUGCAGCUUUGAAAAGGUAUUUUCCAGAAGGCAUUGAUAUUUACUUUGAAAAUGUAGGUGGAAAGAUGCUUGAUGCAGUUCUACUCAACAUGAGGCUUCAUGGUCGCAUUGCUGUGUGUGGAAUGAUCUCCCAGUACAACCUUGGCCAGCCCGAGGGCAUUCAUAACUUGGCACAUUUAAUCUUGAAACGAAUUCGUAUGGAGGGAUUCCUUGUUAUCGAUUACUACCAUCUCUAUCAAAAGUAUUUGGAAAUGGUUCUGCCGCAGAUCAAAGCAGGAGAGAUAGUAUAUGUGGAGGACAUCGUCGAAGGCCUUGAGAAUGGUCCAGCUGCCUUGAUUGGUCUGUUCACUGGCCGUAAUGUUGGAAAACAGGUGGUGGUAGUUGCUCGUGAAUGAGUGUUACUAGAUGACUCCCUCCAUCAAUCUCUAUAAUAAGUUUGCAUUGCAUCUUUCUACAGAUUUGGUGCAGAAAUGUGUUGCUGAGACAUUUGCAAUGGCUAACACAAAUAUAUUUGUACUAAAUGGGUUUUCCUUCUCAUUGUUAAGUGAAUCAUAAAGCACUGCGGGGCUAUAUAUUUAAAGAAGAAGAAGAAGAAGCCAAUUAAACAGAUUUUUCGGUUUUAGUAUACCAA
Molecule: messenger RNA, 1457 nt
Organism: Tripterygium wilfordii
Lineage: Eukaryota; Viridiplantae; Streptophyta; Magnoliopsida; Celastrales; Celastraceae
Product: 2-alkenal reductase (NADP(+)-dependent)-like
Exons: 5
Coding region: 187-1221 (344 amino acids)
Molecular function (GO): 2-alkenal reductase [NAD(P)H] activity
Source: RefSeq, a predicted model, not a curated record